AUGCAUAUUUUCCUUCUACUCAUAAAUUUCCUUCUACUCAAAUUGACUCAAAGUAAAGGAAAAUAUGAUUUCGGUCCAAAUCAAUUGGCAUCGAAUGUUUGGUACAAACCAAAGGGACAAUUAAUCAAUGGUCAUUACGAACAUAGUUAUUCGAAUUUUACCUUAUGGCCAAAACUUCGACAACAUCUGAUAAAAAACAAUGGUUCAAUAUCAAUUCAAGCCUCAGAAAUCGGUUAUAUGACCAAUGACAUGUUAAUGGCUUUUCGUCGACAGAAUCUUUCCAUCAUUGCCGUUUCACCUGCAUUUACUCAAUGUUAUGAUGGAACAUCGUUAGGUUUAUUAGAAUUCUAUGGUCAAUCACCAUCAAAAGACAAUUUAUUUUGUCAAAUAUUUCAAAUCUGUGAUCCGAUCGAUCGACAAGAUCCGAAUGGAAACGGAUGGUUCGUAACAAAAGAUGGGUUUUCGUUUACACCUGAUCUAUUAAAUUUUGAUGAGCGAAUGCCCAAUUUAGUUUCAUAUCUCGAUUACGAUAAAUUAAUCAAUCGAACAGCUAAUCCAAUUCAAUGGUAUUUUCCAAAUCUUUCAUGGAAUGAUCGAAAAGCGUUCGCUCGUAUCGAUCCUUGUCCUCAAGCAGGUUCGAAUCGCACCGCGAACUUAAUGUCCGAUUAUGUCAAAUACAUUUUGAUAAUGAAGCAAAAGUUCAACUCAACAAAAAUUCCCCAAAUUCAAAUCAAUUGGAAUGUUAUCGAAGGUUGGGAAUGGCGAGACGAAUCUUGUCUUGAUCUUCUCCAUGCAAAAUAUCCAAAUGCAUCAGAUUUCGAUCAUGCUUAUCGAUAUGUCACAGAGCCUUGUCAUCACGAUAGUCAAUACUUGAAAGAACUAGUCAAAUUACUUUGUUCGAUUAAUACAUGUCCACAAGUUGUUUAUAUGGAUAUGGAUUUGACUUAUAUAACGUCAUAUUCAUUGGAAGUUCUUCGUUUAAACAAACAGAUCUUAAAUAAACUAAAUAUUUCAUUUGGAAUUAAUUUGGUUGAUCAAUGUGUGGAAUUUGACAAUUGCGUAGUGGAAAUUCUUUCCUCACAAGUCGUGUUAAAUCUCGAUGCUCAUUCGAAAUACCCGAAUUUGACUCGAAAUCAAAUGCAAGAAUUGAGUUUGAUGAACGUUUUGAACUUUUUGAUUAAUCAAACGGUUGUUGACAAAGAUACACAUAUCGCAAUCACAAGUUGGACAACGUGGCCAGUGGAAAUCAAUGAAGCUAUCAUUGAAUCAACAGCCGGAGGAAUGGCUCAUACAGCAAACGAAAUCUUUGAACAAAUUUUAAUCCCAAAUUCAUUUGCAAAUUGA
This is a messenger RNA of Adineta ricciae, 1344 nucleotides long. The record is from the annotation of a GenBank genome assembly. Lineage: Eukaryota; Metazoa; Rotifera; Eurotatoria; Adinetida; Adinetidae.